Messenger RNA from Peronospora farinosa, 1398 nucleotides. The record is from the annotation of a GenBank genome assembly. Lineage: Eukaryota; Oomycota; Peronosporomycetes; Peronosporales; Peronosporaceae.
AUGAACUAUGCAUUUGAUUGCAUACUUGGGAUACCGUGGCUGUCACGGUAUCAGCCGAAGAUAGAUUGGCUUUUUCGGUCCGUCAAACGAAGAAGCGGUUAUGACGUCAGUGAAGUGUUUACUCAUUUGUUGGUCGCUUCAUCCGAUUGGCCUCACGUCAGGGUCGUGAACGAACUCGCCACGACUAGUAGUCAACACAGAGAGAGCGAUGGCCCUCUGUGCGCAGUAUGUUCCGUUACACUGAUGGAGCCACAGAACGAAGCGGUCGAACAGCGGUUCCCGCAGACACAGACAUCGGUCGAACAGGGCGAGGCGGUCGAGCAGGGGCUCCCGCAUACUAGCAAAUCGGACGAGCAGAGGCUCCCGAUCAAUUUUGAGGCGGUCGAGCAGGGGCUCCCGCAUACAAGCACAUCGGACGAGCAGAGGCUCCCGAUCAAUUUCGAGGCGAUCGAGCAGGGGCUCCCGCAUACAAGUGAAGCGGUCGAAGACGAGCUCCCGCUUUUGAUUGACGAGAAUGGGCGGACUACGGAUCCGCAUGAGACCGACGUGGUGGAGACAGAGCUCCCACGUCUAGAGGGGGGUACAUCAUCCUCUUGUGAUAGCGACGUGCCAGUCUCGAGCAGGGGCUCGAGGCGCAAGAGAAAACGCAAGAAAGGAGCACGCCGAUCACCGAGACGACGCAAUUCACGUCAACAUGCUGAUGCAUUUGAUUCCGUAGUGACGGAAUCCGUAUGCGCGCUUGAAUAUGUGGAGGGAUCCCCACAUCGUGGCCGCUACAUUGAGGUAGCGAGUCCACCGUGCACUGCUGCAGAUAUCACAUCUCUGCCAGACCUUACAUGGAAAGACUUCCUUCAUGACCUCAAGGCCGGCGACAUCGAACAAGUGUGCAUCGUUUCAGCCACCGAAGCAGCCAGUGAAGACGUUCUGGAGGCUCGCCCGAAGAGCGCCGAGCCUAAAUCAGCGCGCGAAGAGCGCUUCGCGGCACAGUCUUGUGAUGCUCUUCGUGCUUUAGGCAACCCUGUAUACGAUAUCGCCCGUGAGUACGCCGAUAUUUUCCCGGAGAAAAUUCCAGCUGAGCUUCCGGCGGAUCGUGGUGUGCGGCACGAGAUAGAUCUCGUGCCAGGAUCGAAAUAUUGCGUGACACGGCAGUGGCCGUUACCACGCGACCAAGUCAUCGCUAUUGAUGAAUUUUUCGAGGGUCGCCGCAAGGCUGGCCAUGUCCGCGAGAGUAUCUUGCCACAUUCGAGUCCGACUUUCUGUGUGAAUAAAUCCACCGGCGGUUGGCGCAUUGUGCACGCCUUCAACAAGCUGAAUGACGCCACGAUCCCGGCUCAAACGCCUAUCCCUCGAAAAGACAUGGUAUUAAAUACCAUGUCCGGGAGAUCUACAGCGCCAUAG